AUGAUGAUGAUGCUCUGUAAUUUGCAAACCCUAGCUUUUAUCCGCACCUAUACUUACAGAACUUUACAUACUACUGCAACUAGUGCUUCUUUACCAUCAAAAUCCUCAUUUCUCAAUUGUGGGUUUUCUGUAAAAACCCAUUUUUGUGCUUCUAAUGUGGUGCCUUUACAAUCUUGCUCUGAUGAAGACAGACCCACUUCAGUUCUUAAACUCUUUCAAGAUUUCGGGUUUUCGCAAUCCGAUAUUACUAGGAUUAAUUCUAAGCAACCUGGUGUACUUACAUUUCAUCCUGAUAAGUACAUUAAACCCAAGCUUGAGUUUUUGUUGUCGAUUACCAAGUCUGAGUCUGAGGUUGUCAGAAUUAUUACUAAAAAUCCGCUUAUCUUAAAAAGAAGUUUGAAUAAUCACCUAAUGCCGUUUUUUGGCUUGUUGAAGUCUGCAACGGGUAGUGAUGAAAAUGCAGCUGCCGCUGUUAUAACCAAUCCCUUUGUGCUUUCCUUUUGCCUUUCGGCCUCGUUUAUGAAAAAUAUUGAGUUUUUGCAAGAAAUGGGGGUGCCGCAGUCCCAGAUAUUGAAACUUAUUACCAAGUAUGGUCAAGCUGUCGGGGAGCAACACACGAAAUUUUGUAAGGUUGUGUUGAAGGUUAAGGGAAUGGGGCUUGAUCUUUCAUCUUCGUAUUUUAUCGAUGCUGUUCGAGCAUUAAGUUUUCUUUCGGAUGAGGCUUGGGAAUCUAGAUGUGAGAUGUAUAGAAGCUAUGGUUUCUGUGAUGAUGAUAUCUUUACAAUGUUCAAGAAGCAUCCAACUGUGAUGAGUUAUUCAGAGAAGAGAAUGAGGGAAUUGUUAGAUUUCUUUAUUUAUAAAUUGGGAUGGAGUCCAUCUAGGUUGUCAAAUUCACCUAACGUUUUGCAGUAUAGCUUACAUAAAAGGACUGUUCCUAGGUGUUCGGUUCUUCAGGCUCUGGUGUUAAAACAAUGCAACAACAGGAGUAUGAUGCUAUCGUCAAUAUUGGCAAUGACCGAUAGCAAGUUCAUGGAAAUCUUUGUCACUGAGUAUGAUGAUGAAAUUACUGAGGUAAUGGAUGCGUACCAAGGUAAGUUGAGAUUUGAUGAAUACAAUUUUGAACAGGAAAUGAAAGCUAAUUUAAAAGGCUGA
This is a messenger RNA of Daucus carota subsp. sativus, 1152 nucleotides long. Its product is annotated as transcription termination factor MTERF8, chloroplastic-like. Lineage: Eukaryota; Viridiplantae; Streptophyta; Magnoliopsida; Apiales; Apiaceae. Gene Ontology annotation, biological process: regulation of DNA-templated transcription. The transcript has a single exon. Gene Ontology annotation, molecular function: double-stranded DNA binding. The coding region runs from base 1 to 1152 and encodes 383 amino acids. The record is from RefSeq and is a predicted model, not a curated record.